AUGAGAACGGGUCCAGAUCACAACACCACCGAAAGUGAUGAAUUCAUUGCUCGUGCUUUGGCCGAGCAAGAAGCCGAAGAACACGAACGAGCUGAAGCCUU
This is a messenger RNA of Cylindrotheca closterium, 101 nucleotides long. Lineage: Eukaryota; Bacillariophyta; Bacillariophyceae; Bacillariales; Bacillariaceae. The record is from the annotation of a GenBank genome assembly.